This is a messenger RNA of Photinus pyralis (common eastern firefly), 887 nucleotides long. RefSeq lists its product as uncharacterized. The record is from RefSeq and is a predicted model, not a curated record. Bases 16 to 858 code for a protein of 280 amino acids. The transcript is spliced from 4 exons. Lineage: Eukaryota; Metazoa; Arthropoda; Insecta; Coleoptera; Lampyridae.
UUAUUAGGUGUUGCUAUGAUAACCCACUUGGGAUACGCGGCCCUUCUCGAUUCAUUUAAUCAGUGUCUAAUUAGUACGCCUACUUCGUUUGGAUACUGCUUGGGGAUAGGGGCGUUGAGCAAAUUGCAGAGCAUUGAUAAUAACCCCGAAUAUGACGUCGUCGACGGCGUUACCUUCGCGAAGGACGAACAAGAAGUAAGGGAGAGUUACAAUUUUCUAAAUCGCGAUCCAGGAGAUUUCAGGACGAUAGUGGACUCUGUCGGCGACGUGUUUUCACGCAGAAGUAUGCGUUGGGAUAUGAGCGUCGUUUAUCCGGGAUUAUCGAUGCGAGUAGCGCCAUCAGCAAGUCCGGCAGGUGUACUAGAAUUCGUCAUAGAUCCGCACCGUGAAGCUCUCGCACACCAUACGCUAAAGGAAGUCGGUACAGGUCGACUGAUAGCCAGGCAUUUUCUACUGCCGCUUCUGCUGGGAUUUAAAUUUAACAUCGCAACUUUAAUACCGAUCAUGUUUGGGCUUUUAGCACUUUUGGCGAAGAAAUUUAUAUUCAUAAGCAAAGUGGGUCUAAUUAUGACCACAGCCAUAGGCUUGGGAUCAAUUUUAUUUAAACAGCCCUAUUCUCAGCACGUGCCUCAAGGCGGUCAUUAUCCUUCUCACGGACACUACGGUCUUGGAGCGUACAACCGAUAUCCAGACGACGAAAAUUAUUACUCCGACCACAUCUUAAGGGAUCCAAAUGAGGGAAACACUAUUAAUGUAUUUAAUAGUAUACACGAUGCUCUUGAUGGAAGAGAGGAAAAAUCAAUUGGAGGGAAAAGAAAUUUCGCUUGGAACGAAGCGGAAAAGAAAGAAAACCCAUAGAUAGGUGUAUUAUUUAAUUUUGUUGUUAU